Rhinocladiella mackenziei CBS 650.93 is the source of this 1542-nucleotide messenger RNA. RefSeq lists its product as uncharacterized. The record is from RefSeq and is a predicted model, not a curated record. NCBI's taxonomy places the organism in Eukaryota, Fungi, Ascomycota, Eurotiomycetes, Chaetothyriales, Herpotrichiellaceae. Gene Ontology annotation, molecular function: oxidoreductase activity, acting on paired donors, with incorporation or reduction of molecular oxygen; iron ion binding; heme binding. The transcript has 2 exons. The coding region runs from base 1 to 1542 and encodes 513 amino acids.
AUGCUUGUCACCUCAGCCAUUUCACCCUACGCUCUCCUCCUUCUCCCCGUCCUAUACUUUCUUCUCCCAUAUCUCCGGAACUGGAGCCUUCUCAAAGUCCCUGGUCCACUACCGGCCGCUCUGUCGAAUUUUUGGUUGCUGUACCAAUGUCGUCGAGGACGCCGAUAUCAAGCCGUGGACGAUCUGCACAAGGAGUAUGGCAAAGUGGUACGCAUUCAGCCCAAUCAUGUCUCAAUCGCGGAUGACCAUGCCAUCAACACCAUCUACGGGCAUGGCAAUGGUUUUCUGAAAUCCGAGUACUACGAUGCCUUCGUCUCCAUUCGACGAGGUCUAUUCAAUACUCGUGACCGAGCCGAGCACACCCGCAAACGCAAGGUUGUCUCGCACACUUUCUCGGCCAAAUCCAUUGGGGAGUUCGAACAAUACAUUCACGCGAACCUCGAGCUCUUCAUGCACAAGUGGGACAAUAUUUCCAAAGUCAAGAAGAAUCCGUCUACUGGCUAUGCCUCCAUUGAUGCACUACACUGGUUCAACUACCUCGCCUUCGACAUCAUUGGGGAUCUUGCCUUUGGCCAGCCCUUCGGUAUGCUCGAGCGUGAAAAGGAUAUUGCUGAGAUUCGUAAAUCUCCAGACGCCCCACCAACCACUGCACCCGCCAUCGAGGUCCUCAACCGCCGUGGCGAAGUCUCGGGGACCCUCGGGUGCUUACCUCAGCUUAAGCCUUACGCUAGAUAUCUCCCUGACUCAUUCUUCAGCCAGGGUGUCGAAGCCGUUGAAAAUCUUGCUGGCAUUGCAAUUGCUCGUGUGAAGCAGCGCUUGGAAAACCCCAACACCGACCGUGUUGAUCUUCUCGCUCGACUCAUGGAAGGCAAAGACGCCAACGGCGAGAAACUGGGUCGCGAGGAACUCACUGCAGAAGCUUUGACCCAGCUUAUCGCUGGCAGCGACACGACCUCCAACACCUCCUGCGCCAUCUUGUACUGGGUCAUUCGAACUCCCCGGGUUCUGGAGACGCUACAGAAAGAGCUCGACGCGUCAAUCGGACCUGGUGUACCGGCCUACGAACAAGUCAAAGACCUUCCCUACGUGCAGUGGGUGAUCAAUGAAACAAUGCGCAUCCAUAGCACCAGCUCCCUGGGACUCCCUCGACUUGUCCCCUCCGCCACACCCGAUAACCCGAACCCCGGACCGGUUGAGAUCCUAGGCUACAGCUUCCCGCCGGGCACCGCUCUCAGCGUUCCAUCUUACACGAUCCACCACUCCAAGGAAAUCUGGGGACCUGAUGCGGACGAAUUCGUGCCUGAGCGCUGGGCUGAAGAUCGCCUGACUGGCCGACAGAAGGAGGCUUUCAUUCCUUUCUCGAUCGGUCCCCGAGCCUGUGUCGGCCGAAACGUCGCUGAGAUGGAACUCAAAUGCAUUGUUGGUACCGUGUUCCGCAACUUCGAGUUCAGAGACGAGCAUAACGGUCCCAUGGAGACGAGGGAGGGCUUCCUCAGAAAGCCGCUGGGAUACAAUGUUGGAAUUCGGCGAAGGGCUCCCUAG